Messenger RNA from Salvelinus namaycush (lake trout), 1156 nucleotides. Its product is annotated as protein mab-21-like 2. The transcript has a single exon. Lineage: Eukaryota; Metazoa; Chordata; Actinopteri; Salmoniformes; Salmonidae. The record is from RefSeq and is a predicted model, not a curated record. Bases 77 to 1156 code for a protein of 359 amino acids.
CUGGCUUUACCGGUAAGCAUUGGAUCCGUCAACGUACUGCGACUCGCCGGUGUACAGCCCGGACCUCUGCCCAAACAUGAUCGCGACGCAGGCAAAGCUGGUCUACCAGCUCAACAAAUACUACAGCGAGAGAUGCCAAACUCGAAAAGCGGCCAUUGCAAAGACUAUCCGGGAGGUGUGCAAGGUAGUGUCGGACGUCCUGAAGGAGGUCGAGGUGCAGGAACCACGGUUCAUCUCCUCUCUCAGCGAGAUAGAGGCGCGCUUCGAGGGGAUGGAGGUCAUAGCCCCCAACGAGUUCGAGGUGGUCCUCUACCUCAACCAGAUGGGAGUGUUCAACUUUGUUGAUGACGGUUCUCUGCCCGGCUGCGCUGUACUGAAGCUGAGCGACGGUCGCAAAAGAAGUAUGUCUCUCUGGGUCGAGUUCAUAACGGCCUCGGGCUACCUUUCCGCCCGGAAGAUCCGCUCAAGGUUUCAGACUCUGGUGGCGCAAGCGGUGGAUAAGUGUAGCUACCGUGACGUGGUUAAAAUGGUAGCAGAUACAAGUGAGGUAAAACUAAGGAUCCGGGAGAGAUACGUGGUUCAGAUCACCCCUGCGUUCAAGUGCACAGGGAUCUGGCCUAGGAGCGCUGCCCAGUGGCCCAUGCCCCAUAUCCCCUGGCCUGGUCCGAACCGGGUGGCCGAGGUAAAGGCCGAGGGCUUUAACCUGCUCUCCAAAGAGUGCUACUCGUUGACCGGGAAACAGAGCUCGGCUGAGAGUGACGCCUGGGUCUUGCAGUUCAGCGAGGCCGAGAAUAGGCUCCUGAUGGCGGGAUGCAGGAAAAGAUGCCUCUCGGUCCUGAAGACUCUCCGCGACCGUCAUCUCGAGCUACCCGGUCAGCCACUCCAGAGCUACCACAUGAAGACCCUGCUGCUGUAUGAGUGUGAGAAACACCCGAGAGAGACCGACUGGGACGAGUCCUGCCUCGGAGAUCGAAUCAACGGAAUUCUGCUGCAGCUCAUCUCGUGUUUGCAGUGCCGCAGAUGCCCCCAUUAUUUCUUACCAAAUUUGGACCUGUUUCAGGGGAAGCCACACUCGGCCCUUGAAGCUGCCGCAAAGCAGACGUGGAGACUGGCGAGGGAAAUCCUCACUAAUGCAAAAAGUUUGGACAAAUUAUAA